Messenger RNA from Microcebus murinus (gray mouse lemur), 1659 nucleotides. RefSeq names its product 3-hydroxyacyl-CoA dehydratase 1 (gene HACD1). Lineage: Eukaryota; Metazoa; Chordata; Mammalia; Primates; Cheirogaleidae. The record is from RefSeq and is a predicted model, not a curated record. Gene Ontology annotation, cellular component: endoplasmic reticulum membrane. Gene Ontology annotation, molecular function: 3-hydroxyacyl-CoA dehydratase activity. Gene Ontology annotation, biological process: sphingolipid biosynthetic process; fatty acid elongation; very long-chain fatty acid biosynthetic process.
GGCGCCGAGCCCCCUGCGCGUGGCACAUGGGGCGCCUGACGGAGGCGGCGGCGGCGGGUGGCGGCGCUGGGGCUGCGCGCUCGGCCGGGUCCCCUCCCGAUCUCCUGCCCCUGUCGUCCACGUCCCCGGGCUGCGCGGCCACCAUGGCGUCCAGCGAGGAGGACGGUGCCAACGGCGGCGCCUCGGAGGCCAGCGACGAGAGGGAGGCCACCCGCAAGAGGAGGCGCCUCGGCUUCUUGGCCACCGCCUGGCUCACCUUCUACAACAUCGCCAUGACCGCGGGGUGGUUGGUUCUAGCUAUUGCCAUGGCACGUUUUUAUAUGGAGAAAGGAACACACAGAGGUUUAUAUAAAAGUAUUCAGAAGACACUGAAAUUUUUCCAGACAUUUGCCUUGCUUGAGAUAGGCCACUGUUUAAUUGGAAUUGUACCGACUUCUGUGCUUGUGACCGGGGUCCAAGUGAGUUCCAGAAUCUUCAUGGUGUGGCUCAUUACUCACAGUAUAAAACCAAUCCAGAAUGAGGAGAGUGUGGUGCUUUUUCUGGUGGCGUGGACUGUGACAGAGAUCACUCGCUAUUCCUUCUACACAUUCAGUCUCCUUGACCACUUGCCGUACUUCAUUAAAUGGGCCAGAUAUAAUUUUUUUAUCAUCUUAUAUCCUGUUGGAGUUGCUGGGGAGCUUCUUACAAUAUAUGCUGCCUUGCCAUAUGUGAAGAAAACAGGAAUGUUUUCAAUAAGACUUCCUAACAAGUACAAUGUCUCUUUUGACUACUAUUAUUUUCUUCUUAUAACCAUGGCUUCAUAUAUACCGUUGUUUCCACAACUCUAUUUUCAUAUGUUACGUCAAAGAAGAAAGGUGCUUCAUGGAGAGGUGAUUGUAGAAAAGGAUGAUUAAAUGAUCCCUACAAACAAGGUGCUUUUUCCAGAAUUACCAGGAUUACUUGAGUCCAAGUUUGAAUAACAAGAAUAAACAACUUCAUGAAAUAUACCAUGGAUCGUAUGGUUUCUUAAAAUAUAACCGAGACACGUGGUAUUUGCGAGUGUUUGUCUUCAUAUUGUGCCAGCUCUGUUUUUUAUGAGAACUGUGCAAAUAUUACCAACUCCUGGGUAGGUGUUGAUCAUUAAGAAAAUAAUUGGGUGUAUGACCUGAGGGAAAAAAACCUUUUUGUUGGUUUCACUAAAUACCUAGCUGCUUAAAUCAAUGUUUAGGAAUUAGUUUAAUGAUUUCACAUUAUGAUAUACCUGCCAGUGAUAUUUAUGUGAUAUUUAUAAAUGAAACUAAAGGCAAAAUUAUAAUAACUUGUUAAUAAUGUGUUGGUAUUUCUUGAACCUACAGUCUAUUUUUUCAGGUUAUAAGGCAGCCUUUGUGAUUAAUAACAAUUUUUGGAAUCGUGGACAUAAUUUGGUAAGACUUUUGCUGUAGAUAAAGUAGCAGCAUGAAAAGAAAUGAAUUCAAGUAGAUGCCACCAUUGGAAAAGAUUCCUUGAAAGUAUUUCUAGGCCUUUGAAAUUGUGUAUACCACUAAGCAGAUUUAUUUUUAUUUGAAUUAACCACUAAAGGACAACUUUUUCAACUGUAAGGAUUUUAAGGGGUUACGAAUAGUGUAAGUAUACUCUUAGCCCCACUGGUUAAAAAAAAAAAAAAAAGAAAUGAUGUCUUUU